UUGAGAAGAUGUGGGAUGACAUUGAGCUUUUCGAUAAUACGGAAACGCUGAACGUAGGCGUGCAAGAAUAUGGAAGUGCCUUCUAUCAAGUCAACACACUGGUUAAAAUCUCAUCCUCAGAAAAGGUCUUGUCUAAUCCCAAAUUACAAGCCUCUAACUUGAGCGAUGGUGUCGUUUUGGUAGCUGACACGUCAGUGGUGAUGCUUAAUGCUUGCCACUCUCCUUGGCUGUUGGAUCAGUUUGAAACUGAAGUUGAUAUUGUCGGCUUGUGCCAAGAAGGGCGCUUUCUGGUUGUUGGUGAGAGAAGUGGCAACUUGCAUCUUAUUCACGUGCCAUUGAAGCAAACCCUGUUAACUCGUAUGCUGGUUCAGAUGUCUUCAAAUGACAGGACUUACCUGAAUCUCAAUCUAGAAAAAGAUCACGCUGAUGCAGGUACCUAUCAUGCAUUUAUUCUUACCAAAAAUGGAGUCUUCUGUAUUAUGCAUCUCCCCCUUGGCAAAACUCAGGAAGCAAUUGAUACCCUGGACCUCAGUACAGCAAAAAAGCUACAAGAGCAGGUGGAAACGUGUUUUAUUUCUACGGAAGAGUAUCAUACUGCUGGUUGUCUGACUUCUGUGACUAGAUGCAUGGCAAACAAGAUUGCUUUGAUGAUUGGGGGUUUAGGUGACUGCGUGAUAUCCAUGUGGGAGGCUGAUCCUAAUAAAAAACUAAUAUCUCUUCAAAAUGUUCUUGAUUCAAGCAUGAUCAAAGCUGUAAAACAGCUUCAGGUUGUAGAUAGUUUGUUGUACACCUUGGAUGAUGAGAAUGUCUUAAGCACGUGGGAUGUUUACUCGUUUACUAUGAUUUGGGAUUGGCCUUCACUUCACAUAGAAGAAUUUCUUCUAAUGUAAGAAUCAGAUUGUUCAUCAAUAGCAGGCCAGGGUAGUGUCGAUCAUAAACUGGUAGCAUUGACGGAACCUGAUGAAGACAAACAGAUGAGGAACAUUGUGGUUUUUUCCUUACCCUCUAUGCACCAACUCUACUCUUUGGAAGUGACAAACGUUUCUUCACUGGUUCGAAGUGGAAUAAAUACGGAUACAAUAUACUUUUUCGAAGGUAUCUACGAAAAUAAGCAAAAGUCUUUGGAUAUUCCAGUCUCCUUUCUGGUAAUGAGGUGCUUAACAGAAGCUGUUCCUGAGGACAGACUGAGUCGUUUACUUCACAAGAAUAAAUUUACUGAGGCUGAGAGUUUUGCUUUUCAUUUUGGACUAGAAGUUGAGCUUGUUUAUAAAAUGAAAGUGAGCUCUAUUUUGGAAAGAUUGGCUUCUGAAUAUGUAGACCAUGAUGGACAAUCACAUUGGCUAGAACAUGUGGCUCAAGCUAAAGAAAACUUAAACAAAAUAAAGGAUAACGAGUUUGUGGUUGAGUGCUGCAUAACUACCCCUUGGCCAACAUAUGAAACAGCACAUGAAAUGCUCAACUACGCUGGAAACAGGGUGUCGAAGAGAGAUGUCACAACCAUUGCCUCUCUUUCUAAUAGGAAUUCAGCAUAUCUUACAAUGGUGCUGCAGGCACAAGCAAGGCUGACAACUUUUUAUGGAGCUUUUGGUCCAAAAAAAUUCAGUGGAACCACUUGGCUAAAGUUUCUGAACACUAAAGACAUCUUCAAGGACAUCGUUUUACAGCUGAAAGAAGGAAAUCUCUUUUCUGCAUCCUAUCUCUGGAAACGACAUCAGGGAGAGUUCACAGAACAUUUCAGUGUGGCAAUGCUUGAGAACCUGCUUGACUCAAUCUCUACAACCAUUUCCCGCAAGGAGCUGUGUUUGUGGUUUAAAGAUGGGAUCGUUCCUUUCAUAAAUCUGGCUUUGCCUCAAGGACAGAAAAUAAUAGCAAAAUGGCUGGAGCAACAAGCUCGAGAUCUUGAGGUAACUGACAAGGCCAGCUGGCCAGAAAAUGGACUUGAAAUGGCCCAGGUAUUUUUUACCAGUAAUCCAGAUAAAGCUGGAGUUUCGUCUUCAUUGUGCUGGACUCUCUGGAACGAUAAGUGUGAGGAGGUCCGUCGCUUAGCCAAACUGAUCCGAACUUUACAAGACUUGAUAGAUCUUUACAGAAAGUACAACUGCAAGCUGACCCUCUGUGAAUUUGAAAAGGAAAAUGCAAGUACAGUAGUGUUCCGUAUGCUUGAUAAAGUUUUGGUGGCAGAACUCAUUCCAGCAGCUUUAGAGAAAUUUAUUGAGCCAUAUAUGCGCCAGCAUGAUCUACAAAAAGAUGAAACUCUCUUGCAGUACAUAAAGGACUUGCUAGAGCACUAUUGUACACAGUCGAUGUCUGUCUUCGAUACUGCGUGGGAAGCAAAGGCUAUAGCUGUCUUGGGCUGCAUGUCUAACACAGACUUGAAGUUUGAAGGGGUUCUAGCAAUAAUGCGUAGCACUGUGGUUCCCUGGAGUCCAGGAGUGGAGCGGCUGGCUCAGGAAUACCUAGGAAUGGAUCAUGUCAAGGUGAAGCUCCUGCAGGAAGGUUAUCGGCUGAUGGAAAUGAAGACAACUCUGUUAAAUUAUGGUAUCAGAGAUACCAAUCUUUUAAAUGAUAAGCAGGUGAUGCUGAGGGUGGCAAAGUACAUUGUUAAACAGGGUACCUCUUCUUCGUUAGAAGAUGCUUUGAAAAUAGCGAAUGUGUAUAUGCUGCCUACUACAGAAGUCUAUAUAGUGAGGAUUAUGGACCUUAUUGAUAAAGACAAGGGAGAAGAAGUCUUAGACCUGUUGAUAUCUCUGCCUCCUAUUGAAGCUGUGGAAGUGGCAGAAAGAACAGUGAUCCGUGCGAUGCUGUUAUUAGAGCACAAAAUACCUGACUUCGAAGAGGCACAAAUGCAGCUGUCUGUGAAAAAGAUGGUUGUGAACAUCCUCAAAUUCCUACUGAGCAUUCAGAAAGAAAAUCCUGUGAAAAAAGCAGAAUAUGAAACAGAUUUAGAUGUGUUUAAAACUCUUGUUACCUUGCAGGAGAACUUUGAUAUCAUGAUUUCAGCCCAGGAUUAUGAGGACCCAACCCUAAGAUCUCAACUGCUUGAAGAGCAUAUUAAAACUUACAGAAGAACUCAGGGAUCUAGAAAAACACAAGAAGACGAUGUCAGUUCAAAGGACAGCCACAUCAAGAAACCGCUGUCAGAGUUGCGACUUUACAGACUGGCUUCACUCUUGCAACAGGGCAAGCUGGAAUUGGCAUCAGAGCUGAUGCUGAGAGCACUGGAUGACGGACAAGUGGAAGAGGCGCUCCAGAUAUGCAGAGAUUUUUAUGAACGCCACCACGACAAACAAUCAGGAGAGCUGCUGUUUUUAGCAUGUCAAAAGCUCUGUCACGUGUUUGAUUUGCAUAGCGUGACGGUCACGUAUGCAGGAUUAAGUCUUCCAGCUGUGGUCCACAACAUGGCAUGCCAAGCAGCAACUGUCUGCAGCCCCGAUCGUUUAUUAGAUGUAGCAGAUAUUUGUAGGUAUACCUCGCUUGCCUAUGAAAUUUACAACAAGUGCCAAAUUGAAGACACUGGAGUUCUAUCAAAGGCAAUGUCUUCUGGGGCUGAUAAAGACCCAUACACAGAGUGGACUUUUGAUGAUUUUUUCAUUGAAGAAGGAGCAAUCCUGGAUCCACCUGUUGUACUUCCUGCUGCCUAUGAAAUUGCCUCUGGCAUGCUGCCUCUCACAGGGAAGAACCUCUGCUUGCCCCUUAAGGCUCCCAUGUCUGUUCUGCUCGACAAGUUGCAAGAAUGUAGUCAACAUGAAUUGAGCUUGAGACUGAUUAACACCUCUUUGGGGUCUGUCGUUCAGCACGUAAUAGGAAACAUCACGGAUGUUGACCUGUCUGCAAAGCUGUAUAACCAGGAUACAGUACAGGAUGCCAUAGGAUGUCUCACUGCAGUGAUGCACUAUUCUGAGUCGAAGAUUAAAGAUAAUGUAAUGGCCCUGCUGCACAAGGUUUUCAACAGUCGCUACAUAGAUCACAGUCUGGCACUAGGCUACUGCUCUAUAUUGACCAAAAAAAUGAUUUAUGAAUAUCUCUGGGACAUGAUCAACAAAACGUGGCAAAAUUACAGCAAGGUUCUGUCAGUUGCCUUUGUCGGAGCACAACUUGCCAGUCGCCAUGAUGAUGUGGAAGAAAAGCAGAAAUUUGAAGAAUUAAUGAUUGAUGCUGAAUGGGGCGAACAGCUUGGAAAACUUGGAAUCUCUUUCCAGAAUGUAUUUAGAAUGCCAUCUGUAAGGAAGAAAGAGCUUCUGAGAACUUUGGUUGAGAAUUCACAUGUGAAAACGGAUCUCAUAUUAAAAUACUGCAGCUCUUUCCACUUGGACAGUGACGCAGCAUUGCAGCUUUACGUUGAGGCACUCCUCCAAAAUGCCAGAGCAAGUUGUGUUGAAGGGGAACCUACAAGGGAUACUGGGAAGCAACCGCCUGCCUCAAUAGUGGCCAGAGCCACAGAAAUCAUCCCCUUGCUGGGAAGCACCGACGACUUAGUUUCAAACCUUAAUGCCAUGUUGUACAAGCUUGAUCCGUAUGACUAUGAAACUAUUGAAAGUCUUCUGAUGAUUGUAGAGAAGGCUGGUGAGGAAGCAGCAAGCAUCCCAUUGAAUAAAGCCCUGGUGCUCAUUGAACAUUUAAAAUCCUACAAAAGAUUUUCUGCUCCUGGAGACCUGGAACAUCAAUAUGUGUUCGAACACGGUAUUCCUUUAUCACCAGCUGCUCAAGCCAGGCUGCCCUUCCACUUGAUCUUCUUCAGAACUUCACAGUGUUUCUGGAAAAUAAUUACUCCAGAACUGAAUGAGGAAUCGUUCCCCAAGAUUUUUUUGAUCUCCAAAAUCAUGAAGGUCUCGCUGGACACUCUCCACAUGUGUGCAGCUACUCGCGCGUUCCAAGAAAGGCUGAAGCCCAAAAUGCUAGAACGGAUGAGAAGUGGAUCUCUGCUGGUAGCUGACAAGGAAACAGAUGAAAUCAUCAGUGCCAUUCGGUCUUACUUGCUCCAUAUAGCUAACCCGGAGUGGUCUGCAGCAGUAGCACACAAGAUGACUCAAGAACUCCAAUCGGGACCCAUCAAAGCCGAUGCAUUGAAAUUCUGCAUCUAUUUGGCUGGAAAAUGGCUGACUCAUAAUGAUGUGCAGGAGGAAUAUCGAGAAAAGGCUCGAGUGUUCCUGAAAAAGAUGGAGGCGGAAUACAGCAAACAAGCCACAGAGGCUGUGCUCAUGGCCCACAAGCUUAACUCAGAGGAGUACUGGAAGCUGAUCGGCAAGCCUGCCAGGCUGGUGGUGCUGCUCUACCAGCACAGCAGCAUCACUGAAAUAUUUCAGAAUCCAGCCGGCAGCAAUUACCCAGAUAUCCACGCUGCGGCAAAAGAAAUAGCCGAAAUUAAUGAUCUGGAUAUAAAGAAGAUUUGGGAUAUAGUGCUGGAAAAAUGGCUGUGUUCAAAUGAAGCACCAACAGAUAGAACUUCAGAGAUUAUUGAAAAGGCAGAAGAUGAAAUCUUCAAGAGACUUGUGUACAUCCUGCAGCUGCAGCCAGCAGAUAUAGGAUGCAGAAUCCUUUAUGAAUGUGUAACAUCCACAACAUCUCCUAUUGGGGAAAACCAGCUGACAUUUGCUCACAGAAGCAGAGCUCUCAAGUGCCUGAUCUAUUUGGCAGAUGCUUCCACUGUUGAAUCGCUCUUCAGAAAACCUAUUGAGGAAGUAAUGAUUUUUCUGAAAGCUUUAGUUUACCUCGCUGAAUUUGAAAUCCUCAACAUUCCAUACACAUACGAAUCAUUUCACAAGGCUCCCAAGGAAGGCAUGAUCAAGGGAUUAUGGAAAAACCAUAGUCAUGAGCCCAGGGCAGUGAAACUAGUAGCUGAGCUGAGUUUGGAGUAUCAAGUGUGGGAUGCUCAGCUGUGGAAUGGUUUGCUGCAAAAGCUGCUUAAUUUCAACACGGUCGAUUAUCUAAGGACGGUUUUGGUAAAGAUUACGGGGAUCCAUUCGUUAUGGCAGAUUCCAAACUUCACCCGAGCUUGGCAGAAUGUCAUUCUCACACCAUUUAAUUCAGCUUCACGUCCACCAAGUCCUCGUGAAAUGGAGGCAUGUUGCGCGUCUUUCACAUCACUGCUGCGGUGUCCUGUCCUGGCUCAUCUAGAUGUCAUUAGGAUUGCAAAAAAGUGCAUGGAGUUACAGCUGCUGGCUCUGGCUUUGGGGUGUCUCUGGCUGAUCCCUCAGCCGGAUAAAAGAGAUCAACAGAUUAAAGACUUUUUAGCCUCUUACCAGCCGGAGGAGAUCUUGCACCAAGUCAAGGAGCACAUGGGCCACAGCGAACUGGCUUGCUUUGCUUCUGAGAUCAGGUAUUUGAUUCUUGAGUACACAAUAAAAGGCAAAUGCUUUGUGGCUGCACAGUACCUUCCUCACCUGAAGCUACAAGAGAUGGGGGCUGAAAGGUUGAAAGGGCUGGUAAAAUACCUGGCAGAUGAGAACAGGGUGGAUGAUGCAGCAGCCAUAAUAAAGGAAUGUCUUAAAGAAUUUGGAAAUCCUGAAUCAAACCAGCCAUCGUCGGAUAUUGUAAAGAUGUUCCUCUGGAAGGAAUAAGAUCUAUCGCC
This is a messenger RNA of Euleptes europaea (tarantolino), 6568 nucleotides long. RefSeq names its product kinetochore associated 1 (gene KNTC1). NCBI's taxonomy places the organism in Eukaryota, Metazoa, Chordata, Lepidosauria, Squamata, Sphaerodactylidae. Gene Ontology annotation, cellular component: RZZ complex; kinetochore microtubule; cytoplasm. Gene Ontology annotation, molecular function: small GTPase binding. Gene Ontology annotation, biological process: mitotic sister chromatid segregation; mitotic spindle assembly checkpoint signaling; protein localization to kinetochore involved in kinetochore assembly. The transcript is spliced from 62 exons. The record is from RefSeq and is a predicted model, not a curated record.